Salvelinus fontinalis (brook trout) is the source of this 1171-nucleotide messenger RNA. RefSeq names its product tRNA pseudouridine synthase-like 1. The record is from RefSeq and is a predicted model, not a curated record. The transcript is spliced from 6 exons. Gene Ontology annotation, molecular function: RNA binding; pseudouridine synthase activity. Bases 673 to 1137 code for a protein of 154 amino acids. Gene Ontology annotation, biological process: tRNA pseudouridine synthesis. Lineage: Eukaryota; Metazoa; Chordata; Actinopteri; Salmoniformes; Salmonidae.
AGCGCUCUUGUGCCGCCGUGCCAUGAGCGCAUUCUUUCCUACCUGAAUCGUGGAGAGUCUUUAAUACAUUCUUCAAAGUCCACAGUCAUCUUUGCGUUUUCCUUCUAGUAUUCCUCUUUCAAUGGGUUAAUGUCAUUGCCCGGGGCUGCUGUCGUUAUAGACGGUUGGAUGAAACGAGUCCGGUACAGUUGCAGUAUUCCCUCUCUGUCGGACGCGCGGCAGCGGCAGCUUGUUCUGUCACCGUGACACAGAACGUAGUCUCAAUGCAUGUCAAAUUACUACGGCUGCUGUUGCUCUACGUCCACGGAUGCCGAGAUCGGUGAGAGGGGCGUGUCCGCUCUGCAUGCACGACACACCCCUCUGCCAAUCACAAUGAUGGCAUCAUAAAGCGACAGACUUUUGAAUGUCGCAUGGUUUCUACUGCCACAAAGUAUCUACAUCGAAAAUAUUCAUGAGUUGUUAUGUUUGCUUUUUGGUAUUAAUUUAAAGUUAGGUUUAAGGUUAUCAAUGUGGAAAAUGUAAGGGUCAAGGUUAAGGUUAGGUUUAAAUUCACAUUUGAAGAAGAUAAAUUGUAGAAAUAGGCGGUUUUUAUUGACUUUGUGGUUGUGGUAACUAGUAAUGACCAUGUCGCGUUGCGUGUGAAGUUGAAGGAGUUUGUCCUUGAAGCAGUCAAUGAUCAUGGUCAAUGGCAGUGUCCGUUAUCUCAUCUUCUUCCAAUACCUCGGGACAAAGUACAGUGGCGUUAUGAAGGCGCCUCCACACCAAGCAGUCAAGGGUGUCCAGAACUACUUGGAGGAUGCGGUACGGAGUUUGAGGCCGGUGAAUGAGGUUUCUCUGUCCAUCUCCAGUCGGACAGACACCGGUGUCCACGCCCUUGGAAACUCCGCCCACUUCGACCUCCAGCGGCAGAACGGCAAGCCCCCAUUUGCUGAAGAGGUCCUGGUUGACGCCCUCAACUUCCACCUGAGGCCAGAGCCAAUCAGAAUCACCCGUGCCUACCGGGUCCCCGGUGGGUUCCAUGCCCGUUUCCUCGCUGUGUCUCGGACGUACGUCUACCGGCUAGCCACGGGCGUCACUCAUCACUCCUGCACGCCACUGACCGAUGCUAACCUCUGCUGGGGGUUACGCCACAUGUGAGUUACCCUGGCAAUCGUGUGUGUGUGUGUGUGUG